Messenger RNA from Cotesia glomerata, 1199 nucleotides. RefSeq names its product checkpoint protein HUS1 (gene Hus1-like). Gene Ontology annotation, biological process: mitotic intra-S DNA damage checkpoint signaling; double-strand break repair via homologous recombination; telomere maintenance. The record is from RefSeq and is a predicted model, not a curated record. Gene Ontology annotation, cellular component: checkpoint clamp complex; nucleolus; site of double-strand break. Lineage: Eukaryota; Metazoa; Arthropoda; Insecta; Hymenoptera; Braconidae. The transcript has 3 exons. The coding region runs from base 231 to 1100 and encodes 289 amino acids.
UAAAUUUUUUUAGCUGGUUUAUCCCUUAGUGAUGCAAGAUGGCUCGAAAUAAAAGAAUGAACCAGACAGAAAUUUCUUUGGUAAAGUUUACUUAUGUAUACCCAGACAUUUACAGCAUUUGUGUGACACAGCUGCUCGGAUAUGCACGCGCCAUCCUCAUCCUGCACUAUUUUCCAAGGUUUUUCACCGUCAACUCCCUCUCUUUUAUUAUACUUAUCUAGAAUGAAUGAAUGAUGAUGCGUGAUCUACUCGACAGACUACCAAAGUACAGUCAGAGCCGACCGAUGCAUCCAUCAAUACUUUCCAGAAUGGAGUAUCCAAAUAUUGUAACAGCUAUCUCAAAAACUGCGAAGCAUUGUGUACUCGAAUUGACCAACGAUCAAAUAUGUUUCACUGUUCUUGAUGAUUCCGGUCGUGCACCAACAGUCUGGGUUGAAUUGUCGCGGUAUCACUUUUUUAACGAGUAUUUAAUGGUGGGCAUAGGCGAGAAUAACAACAAAAUUUUGUUUGAUUUUGAUGCACAAAUGCUGGCUAAAAGCUUGAUGUCACUGAAAGCAACUGCCAGAAGUGUCAAGAUGAAACUUACAAAUAAACAACAUCCCUGUUUGACAUUAGAAAUUGAAUUGCCUUCACUUACGACGGAUUCUUGGCAGUGUAUUCACGAUGUACCGAUUAAAAUCUUGCCGAAACAAGAGUGGAAUGUUUAUCAACCACCAACUAUACCCGAUUUUCACAUAUCGAUAGACUUACCACAGCUAAAGUACAUAAGAAGUUUCGUUGAACGGAUGAAAAACAUGUCUCCUCACUUGAGAUUAAUAGUAAACAACGACGGAUUACUUGUAUUAAAAGUAGAAACAGACGCAGCAAGUGUUGCGACGCAUUUUCAAAAUCUCCAAGUAUGGAAAGCAGACGAAUCAGAAAGAGAUAGUGUUACAGCAGCGGUUGACAUCAGACGUUUUUUUACAAUCCAUACUUGGGACGCUAUUCACCCUGAUUCAGUUAAAUGUAACAUUAUUAAUGAGAGGCUAGUAUACAUACACAUUAACUUAGACGAUAAUAUAAAAGUCCAUCAUUUUAUCCCAGCCGUAGCAAUUGAUUAAUACAAUUCAAAAAUGUUAUAAAUAAUGUCUUAGAUUUACAAAAAGAAAAAUUAUUUAUUUUUAUAAGAAACAUUUCAAUAAACUUGAAGACGUGUGUUA